AUGGCACGGCAACAGAUCAUCUGGGAUCCAAAGUGGCGCCAGAAAGUCUUGCCAGGGAAGUUGGUGGAGGCCGCUGCCAAGGUGGUCUGCUUGUCCUAUCCAUUGUGCCCCGUCCUGUUUGCCCUGGCUGCUGGCCGGCUGGUAAGGACAAUCAUAGAAAAGCUAGAGGGUCUUGAAAAGUGGCUGUCCGAAAAGGAGUCCAAAGAGCGAGAACAAGCCUCUGCCUCCACUUCUCAGCCUCGUGGGUAUCGGAAGGGGGGACCUGCAGACCGUGCCAAGGUCGCUUUGCCUAGCCAGUCCAGUGUUGCAACGUUUCCAGCCAUUGCACCAAUUUCUGUGGGGUUUGAGUUGGUAAAAGAAGAAGGAAAAGGUUUCAAGGAGGUUUACGGUGAAGUGCCGUAUAGGGGCCUAGAAGACGGCCCUGGACCUGUCCCAGAGUUUUUGGAGGAUCAGGCAAGUUUUUGUGGCCGAACGCUCGAGAUUGGUGUGCAGCGUGUUCACAUUGCCUUUGCUGCUGGUUUUUGGGCCCGCAUUGCAUUGGAAACUUGUACCCCCCAGACUUUUUCCAUCCGCCUGUCCGAGCCAGCUUGUCAUUUCAUCGUGCUCCGAGCUCAGGGUCUUGGUGGCCACGUUCAGUUUGCAUCCGAGAACGAUUUUGACUGCUUCAAGGAUCGAGUCAGAACAGGUGAUUUGGUAGCUCAGGGAUUUGCCACGGAAACCGAGAUCAGAGAGCCAAACCUUUUGAUCUUCUCUGUGCCAGCCACAAUUGCAUUGGCCGGAGAAGAGAUGGAAGUUUAUGCACUGCCAAUUCAGAUUCUCCUUGCCGUUCCGGACAAUGUUCUCAGUCCACAGUCCUUGCAAUCCGGCCAAGAAGAUGAAAACGCGAUGUUGUGGUUGUUCGAAGUGCUGUCUCUCUGCCACGAGUAUGACCCUGUGACUGAUUCCCUCCUCACCAUUGGCGGGUUUUCUGAUGUUCAUCCGAAUGCGCUUCCUGAUUGCAACGUCCUUUUUGACAAAGUCAAGGAAUGGAUCAGUGCCAGAAGUGAUGAGAGGUCGGGUUUUUAUACCGCUCAAGAAGACCGGGAAGAGCCAGCUGCAAAACCUGUUCCUCAUGCUUCGCCAAAAAAGGCGACGCCAAAAGUGCGUGUCACCAAUUCUAUGAUUGCAGAACAGCUCAGCACCUUGGCAGCCCAAAUGCAGGUGCUGACACAACGCCAAGAUCGUUUGGAGAAAUCAAAGAGCUCUUCUGCAGAAAAUGUUGGAGGUCGGGAUCCUGGCAUUUUGCCAAAUGCCCAACCGCAAAAGCUUCCCGCGGUUUCAGCGGGCCUCCCAAAUCCGAGUGGAGUAUCCCAGAUUGCUGCAAAAGCAUUGUCCCUUACAGGACCCCCGCCAAAGACCAUGAGAAAUGUCCCGCAGGCCGGGCCUCCAGAUCUGACGCAAAUGGACGACCCUCUGGACCCUCUCCAAGCUCGUCCCGAGGAACCAAUGGCAAUAGUAUCAGCGCUGGCACAGCAAAGCACUGCAAUCACAGCCCUUGUUGCACAUCUGGCGUCCCAAGCCCCAGAUGCUUUAGGAGACUUGGCAUCCUUAGGUCACAGUACGAGUUCAACAAAAGGUGUUCAAAAAAGAGAAAGGAUGCAGAACGAUCUAGCAACAGGCCAGAGCAUGUACUUUGUCCAAAUGAUGCAGCAGCUUCACCGACGCUUGCACCCUGCAAAGCCAGUACCGCAAACAGAGGAGGAGCUAUGCCAUUUGUCAGUUUUGACUUAUCUGGAGAGGCAAGGAGGGUACCGACAGCACAGAGAUCUAGGUUUGAUCGCUUGGAUCUUAGGGUAUGCUAUAGACGCAGCAGCAAUGGGGGAUCUUCGCAGAACCAAGGAAAUCAUGGCCUUGAUGAUGGUCUCGGUGGAGCAGGCGGCAGUCGACAAAGGAGAUUGGAGCCUAGCUUAUCUUCUUACCCUUUUAGAAGAUCCUCCACUGCAGAUGUUCCAGGAGCGCUCGACCACCCUGGGUCAGCACAGCAAGGUUUUUGGGCCUCUGGUUCCUCCGAACUGGACAGCCGUUUGCCUAGCAUACCUGAAGGAUAUGGAAGUGCUUGCAUCGAAACGCAACGAGACGGCAAGAAACCUGCAAAGGCAAUGCCCAGCAGCUCAAGUGUAG
Messenger RNA from Cladocopium goreaui, 2160 nucleotides. Lineage: Eukaryota; Dinophyceae; Suessiales; Symbiodiniaceae. The record is from the annotation of a GenBank genome assembly.